AUGUCCCAGUGGAUCCAGAUGGAUUGUGUGGCCCGGUUUAUCCAUCAACGUGUGCAGCUCGGCUUCCCAGGCCGUACAAUUGUAUACUAUAGCACCAUCACACAUACUCGUACGAUGGCCGGUCUCCUAGGCUAUGAGGGCUUCUUUGCCGAGCAGGCUGAUCGUGCUGGGAUCUUGGAACGGUUCCGUGGCGGCAUAGGUAAAGUCCUUGUGGCCACCAACGCGCUUGGGAUGGGGAUUGAUAUUCCUGAUAUCCGGUGUGUGAUCCAUCUUGGGUGGCCCCGUACGAUGCUCGACUACAGCCAGGAGAGUGGACGGGCUGGACGAGGCGGCCAACCCAGCGAGGCAAUCAUCAUCCAGCCAGAUAGUUUCCAUGAGCCACCAAUCUGGUUCCAACUACCUGCUGGAGCGGAUGAGAAACAAGUGCAAGCCCACCAGGCCGAUAUAAGGCUCGUACGAGAGUAUCUUAAUGUGCCACUAGAUGGGUGCCGACGGGCAGUCCUCGAUGGAUAUCUUGAUGGGGACUUUGAUGGGCGUACGAGGAUACACUGUGGUGAUAUUAUUGCGCAGGGGCUUGACGAACAACGGUGUGACCGAUGUCAACCUGAUUGGUUCCAUGGGCUCUCGUACGAAGUGACACGGGCUAUGCUACCGGAAGCAGAGAUAUCCUAG
Messenger RNA from Penicillium concentricum, 672 nucleotides. RefSeq lists its product as uncharacterized. Gene Ontology annotation, cellular component: cytoplasm; chromosome. Gene Ontology annotation, molecular function: four-way junction helicase activity; 3'-5' DNA helicase activity. Gene Ontology annotation, biological process: double-strand break repair via homologous recombination. The coding region runs from base 1 to 672 and encodes 223 amino acids. NCBI's taxonomy places the organism in Eukaryota, Fungi, Ascomycota, Eurotiomycetes, Eurotiales, Aspergillaceae. The record is from RefSeq and is a predicted model, not a curated record. The transcript has a single exon.